AUGUCUCAAAAAGCUCUUUUACUUGAGGAGGUGGGCAAGCCGUUGUCCUUGGGGCACCGGGCAAUCCCAGAGCCUGGCGAGAACCAGUUGCUGGUCAAGGUCCUUGUCGCUGGUCUAAACCCUCACGACCAGAGAACCCGCGACGAUGGCCUCUUUGCUACCAGCUUUCCAUAUGUCAUUGCUAGCGACCUGGUCGGAGAAGUAGUGACUGUCGGAACCGGAGAGCACUCUGCCAAGUUCACGCUUGGAGAGCAUGUUUUUGGUCAUACGUUUGCAGAAGGCGGCUUUAACAAUGACUUCAACGCUGCGCAGCAAUAUGCCCUUGUUGAUGCGAGGUUUGUAGGCAGAGUAGCUGGCAGUGGGUUGACUGACGACGAGGCAUCAACAAUUCCAGUCAUCGUUUUGGCUGCAUUUGUUGCCCUGUUUGCCCCCUCCGGUCAUGGUCUACCCCCUCCUUUCUCACCCGAGGCAAAGUCUUUCGAUUAUUCUAGCGUCAGCCUUCUCAUUAUUGGAGGCGGCUCCAACACAGGACGAGCCGCCGUUGAGCUUGCAAACUUGGCAGGAAUAGGCCAAAUCAUCGCGAUCGCUGGGAAACAGAAUGAAGCAAACCUCAAAGCUAUCGGAGCCACUCACGUUAUCGAUCGAAGAGCCCCUGAUGUGCUGGAGCAGAUUCGUGCGAUUGCUGGAGAUGAGCUGAUGUACGCUGUUGACACGGUCAAUGCUGGCCUAGACCAAGAGCUCGGUGUCGCGGCGCUGUCAAACAGGAAGAAGGGCACCUUGAUCACUCUUCGUCGACCGGACGGAGACCUUGACGCUGCUCGACUAGGGUCCAAGGCUGCUGGAUAUGAGCGGCGUCUGGUGUUUGGUGUAUCUCCAAUCCACCCAGAACUGACUAUGAAAUUCUGGGAGGAGGCUCCUCGUUGGUAUAAGGAAGGGAAACUUGGCCCCAGUAGCUUCGAGGUUAUUCAAGGUUUGGAUGCAGAUGCUGUGAACAAGGCACUGGAUAAAUAUCGAGAUGGGGCCGGGGUCAAGAUUAACAUACACCCCUGGGAAUGA
Molecule: messenger RNA, 1056 nt
Organism: Fusarium oxysporum Fo47
Lineage: Eukaryota; Fungi; Ascomycota; Sordariomycetes; Hypocreales; Nectriaceae
Product: chaperonin 10-like protein
Exons: 2
Coding region: 1-1056 (351 amino acids)
Molecular function (GO): oxidoreductase activity, acting on NAD(P)H
Source: RefSeq, a predicted model, not a curated record